AUGCCCGCCCUGUCACCCACCAUGACCGCGGGAAAUAUCGGCGUCUGGCAGAAGAACCCUGGUGAUACCUUGGCUCCUGGUGAUGUCUUGGUGGAGAUUGAAACAGACAAAGCUCAGAUGGACUUUGAGUUCCAAGAGGAGGGUGUCUUGGCCAAAAUUCUAAAGGACUCGGGAGAGAAAGAUGUUGCAGUUGGAAACCCAAUUGCCGUACUGGUUGAAGAAGGCACAGACGUGUCCGAAUUCGAGUCCUUUACAGUCGAGGAUGCGGGAGGCGAGAAGUCCUCGCCGAAAGAGGCUCCCAAAGAAGAGGCCUCAGAAGCUACGGAAACACCGGACUCAGGCUCAGGAACUGCCCCUCCCAGUGGCAAAGAAUCCUCCGCGCCGGUAGCAGAAGAAUCUGAUUCAACAGGUGACAAAUUGCAGCCGGCUCUCGACCGAGAACCCAAGAUCAGCCCUGCGGCGAAAAAGGCUGCUUUGGACAAGGGUGUCUCCAUCAAGUCAAUCAAGGGAACCGGUCCCGGAGGUCGCAUCACUGUAGAAGAUGUAGAGAAGUCCUCACCGGCUGCAGGUGGCUCCCCAGUUGCCGCCGCCGGCGCUGCUGGUCUGACGUACGAGGAUAUCCCGGCCACAUCGAUGAGAAAGACUAUCGCCAGCAGACUCCAACAGUCCAUGAACCAGAACCCUCACUACUUUGUAUCCACUACUUUGUCUGUCACCAAACUGCUGAAACUACGAGAGGCACUCAACGCCAGCUCCGAGGGCAAAUACAAGUUGUCCGUCAACGAUUUCUUGAUCAAGGCCGUGGCCGUUGCAAGCAAGAAGGUUCCCACAGUCAAUUCCAGCUGGAGGGAAUCAGGAGGCCAGACAGUCAUCCGUCAACACAACGUUGUGGACGUUAGCGUGGCCGUGGCCACACCUGUCGGCCUGAUGACCCCUAUUGUCAAGAAUGCCGACACGAUUGGUCUCUCCACGAUCUCAGCAUCUGUCAAGGAACUCGGAAAACGAGCUCGGGAUGGCAAACUGAAGCCUGAAGAGUACCAGGGCGGUACUAUCACCAUCAGCAAUAUGGGAAUGAACGCUGCAGUAGAGCGAUUCACAGCCGUGAUCAACCCACCUCAAGCGGCCAUCCUAGCCGUGGGCACGACACGUAAAGUAGCAAUCCCGGUGGAAACCGAGGAAGGAACUGUUACGGAGUGGGAUGACCAGAUCAUUGUAACUGGCAGCUUCGACCACAAGGUUGUGGAUGGAGCCGUGGGCGGUGAAUGGAUCCGAGAGCUGAAGAAGGUGGUUGAGAAUCCUUUGGAAAUGUUGCUGUGA
Molecule: messenger RNA, 1317 nt
Organism: Exophiala bonariae
Lineage: Eukaryota; Fungi; Ascomycota; Eurotiomycetes; Chaetothyriales; Herpotrichiellaceae
Gene: MRP3
Product: Component of pyruvate dehydrogenase complex, mitochondrial
Exons: 2
Coding region: 1-1317 (438 amino acids)
Biological process (GO): pyruvate decarboxylation to acetyl-CoA
Molecular function (GO): dihydrolipoyllysine-residue acetyltransferase activity
Source: RefSeq, a predicted model, not a curated record